CGGUUUGGGAAUUCAAAUUUUCAAAAAAUCAAGCAUGGUGCAAGUCUCACGGACCACCAAAUUCACGGGCAUCUGUAUCGGUGUCUAUGUUGCCUACGCCGUGUUCAUAUUCUUUCUGAUGCCCCUCCUGAUGCCCGAUCCGGUGGCCCUGCAACGCUCCAUUGUGGCCUACAAGACCCGCCACCUGGGCGAUCUCAGUAACUACACCAUGGAGACGGGUGGGCAGCCCAUUCGCUCCAUGCUGGUAACCUUUCGGGGAUCGGGAGCUCUAACGCUGCUGGACAACUUGGCCAACCAGCCCGGAUGCUACCAGCAUUAUGCUCCUUUAAUUGGCUACCGGGGUCGCUACCAUGUCGAAAGCCAGCCCGCUCAUGUCCUGAAGGAACUGGAUGCCCUCUUCAACUGCAACUACAACAGUUCCCUGAAAAUGAUUCGCUGGGGCAAGCGGUCACCGAUCUUCCGGCGCUUCUACGGUGCCCAAUCGAAGCUCUGCAUGACCUACAGCCACGAUAGCUGCUGGGAUCCGGAGAAUUUGGCGGCCAUCUGUAGACUCCAUCCCUUUAUGAACAUGGCUGUGUACAACAUGAAGCUAAAGUACUUGGCCUUGUUGCUCGAUCGGUAAGAACCCUUAGAAUUUGUGGCUGAAAAAAUAACAUUUAUCCCUUCUAGUCUGAAUCUUCGCAUCCUCUUACUUGUCCGUGAUCCCCGGGGCACAAUGUAUUCUCGGAAGAAUCGGAAUUGGUGUGAAGGCUUGAAGGAUUGCGAGGCGACUAGCCUCUGCGAGGAUAUGGUCAGCGAUUUUAAAACUGCACAGAUUCUCCGAGAGCAGUACCGGGAUAGGUUUAGCACCAUACGGUAUGAGGACCUGGCGAAUCAUCCCGCUGAGGGCAUUAAACAGGUAUUCGAGUUCUACGGCAUACCGCUACAGCGUCCCAGUGGGAGGAAUCGUGGAAUCCAUCCUCGCAGCUGGAUAAGUCAUGAUGGUUAUGAAGUCGACAUCGCCUAUGGCACAAACAAUCCCAACGAGUGGAUGAGGAAAAUGCAAUACAAGGACAUCAAGGAUAUCCAGAAGGUCUGCGGCGAAGCUAUGGACAUGUGGGGAUAUCGCCAAGUGGAGGACUUUGAUACCUUUUCACCCAAAACCUUUGAACCGAUGCUGGGCAAGGCUUGAUCACUGUUUUAACCUAAAAAGCUUGAUUUAUAUUUAUCAUGUAGUUAUCUUUUUCGAGUUUGGGAUUGCAGGAG
Molecule: messenger RNA, 1245 nt
Organism: Drosophila bipectinata
Lineage: Eukaryota; Metazoa; Arthropoda; Insecta; Diptera; Drosophilidae
Source: RefSeq, a predicted model, not a curated record